AUGCACGCUGCCGCCGACCAGCCCGACGGCCUCGACAACGAAUUGUGCAGUCACCUCGAGGACGGCAGUCUGUAUUUCCUCAAGGACUACGCCGAUAUUUCCAAUCCCGAAACAAUCUUGGACUUCGGCACAGUAGGAGAUUGGAAUGAGGUCUACGGAAAAGGAGUAUCUACGACCGGUACGCAUUUUCGCACGUAUGCCAUCCUCGGAAAUAAUGGCCCAUACCGUAUCCAAAUCUGGGACAGGGCGUCGUUCCACCCGCUGAAGUGCUUCCUGGAGGGACGCCGCGUUGCUUGUGUGGCUGUAGCUGGGGAGGUGCCAGAUCGCCGGGGGCCGUCCGGGAUGGGGAGUCGGGUCGGGAAAAUCUUGUGGUACAAGGAGGAAGCCAAGCUGUGA
Gaeumannomyces tritici R3-111a-1 is the source of this 396-nucleotide messenger RNA. RefSeq lists its product as hypothetical. The transcript has 2 exons. The coding region runs from base 1 to 396 and encodes 131 amino acids. The record is from RefSeq and is a predicted model, not a curated record. Lineage: Eukaryota; Fungi; Ascomycota; Sordariomycetes; Magnaporthales; Magnaporthaceae.